AUGCCUCGUGCUUCAUCUGCGACCAAGCGACAGCAGGGUGCUGCAAACCAACGGGACACCAGGCAUGAGAAUGGACUUGUAGGCCCUGGGAAGAGGGUGCAGAAACAGAAGAGCAAUGGCCAUCUCAAUGGCCACGCCAGAUCCUCCGACGGCCUCCCAGCACCUCUUCCUGCGACGCCUCCCCUCACGAACGGGCAUGCGCGGCAUUCGCUGCCCACGGAUCAUAGCGCGGACCGCAAGAUGUCAGUGGACGCUCUGAGGAGGCCGUCGCUCAGUGCCUACUCGGAAUCGUCGUCGUCGGAAUCUUUCAGCACCAUGCCCGGCAUGUCCGUUUCUCACGAACACCACCGCCGUAUCGAUGUCAACGCUGCGAAGAACCCUGCUGUGCACCGCGAUUCCGGGCCUUUCAACCUGGUCCUAACCGUGCUGCAGUCCUGCCCGCUCUACGACACCAUUGCUAUCCUCAUCGUCCUCUUGCAGAUCCCGCCGACAUUCCUAUCAAUCAUCCACCUUCUAUUUGCUACGCUGACCUUCGUGCCCCCUUCGUUCUCGGCGAAUUCUGGAUUAAGCUUCACGGAUAUAUUUGAGGGCACAUUGGGUACGCCAUCGGUGGCAACGAUUAUCGUUGUCGAUUUGCUCGUCUUGUUAGUUUGGCUAUUCUUAUGGGCCCCGCUUCAGGAUAUUGCGUUGGAUUUGGCACAGACAGUGAUCGCGUUAACGCUUGGAGGAGGCACCGGUGGCCGGGAAGCGGGAACGAAAAAUGUUUUGGUCUGCUUCGGUAUCAUUGGGGCAUCCCAUUUCGCUCGCAGUAGCAAUGUUAAACAGUCUGGUCUCCGGGCGAUCAUUUCUUCUUCGGCAAAUGGACUCCUCGGGUCGACGGAUCCCGAUGACCCCCUCGAGACGUCUCAGAGCCAUAAAAAGAGUGCUCAUGGUUGGAUUCGGAGCAUUCUCGCGAUACAUAUACUAACACAAGGAGUUGUGCGGUAUAUUCGUGAUUGGUACGUUAGGCGGGAGAAACGAGAUACGAUCAUAUCCGUAGGCGAUCCUGAAGCGGCCAAAGGAUCACAAGAUGCCAGCGAGACACCGAAUACGCAAAGCACGGAAAAUGAUUCCUCAACCUCCUUACCCGUUAGCAACCUGACUCCAUCAAAGAAGAGAAGGAAACAGAGUGCACAGGUGCGGAUACGGCAGCCUUUAUGGGCCGCUCUAGCCAGCACGAAGAUUGUCAUGGUGAAGGAGUAUGAGACAUCACACGCAGCAGCUGAAUCUGCCGGCACGAACGCAACAGACAUCAACAACCUUGGAAAUGCACCUUUUAAUACCGAAGCAGACCGGAUAUGGAUAACAUAUAUUGGUUCUGACGAGGUUCGCUUUGCUACUAGUUUUUUCCCUACCCACUCACCGCAGAAUUGUGAGGAGAGAUGUUCAGAUUCUUCUGGUAUUGAUAAGUCGAAGCCAUUCUUCGUACGAGUCAAUAAAACCGUGUGGCAACCCACACGGGUCAAUGUCAUGACCGAACCUGAUCAAGCACCAGGACAAGAGACACGUUGGAACGGUGAGAUAUUCGGACUGGCGCCCAUGUCCAACUACAAGUGUGAAUUUAUCAGCACGGUGGAUGGCACUGUCCUUUUCUCUACGAGUGUGCGAACUCUCCAACCACGAACUGACAUUUCAGCUGCUGGAAUCGCACCCAAUCCCCACGUGCCUGGGCGUCCAGGUUCUCCAGCUACCACCCUCAGGACUUCUAUAGCUUCUUCGGAAAUCAAGCUCGCCGAGGAACGCAAUCGUCAAAAACGCGAACGCAAAGAUCAACGUGCAAAGCAACACAGCGUCCGCAAGGAGCUUGAGAAGCUCAAUGGCACCAUAUCUUCAGCUGGUAGCAAUGAUGACAGGUUGCGUCAAAAGAUCCAUCAGAGUAAUCUUCACAUGAAGCAAGCCGAAGAAGCUUUCCUCGCCCUUGAGGCUCAAAUUCAAUCCCUCGACUCUGUCCCUGCCGUAGACGAGUCUGAAUACAAGUCUUCCAAAGCCGCCUAUCAGUCCCAGAGAGAGCAGCACAAGCAAGAGCGCGCUGAUUUCAACGCUGCAAAGCUAUCUGCUGAGCAAGAGACCCAAGCCAUGAAGAAUGAAAUUGCCUCUCUUGAACAAAAGCGCGAACGUAUGCAAGCCCGUAUCGCGAAACUCAAUGGUGAGCACGAGCGAAUUACGGAUGCCAAUGCACGUGGUCUUGAUGAAGCUCAACGCAAAGCUUCUGAGCGACAACGCAAGGCAGCUGAGAGAAUGAACAUGGAGAUGAUGUUGACAGAGCGCCUUCAAUCUAUCAAUGUGUUUGGAGUGGGUGAUAUUCCAGAGGGCAACGUCCCUGUUUCUUCGAACUACCCUUGGAAUCCGCAGCCAAAUGCUGGGUUAUACGGCCCUGCCAUUUAUGGUACGGGGAUGUUUAAUUCGCCAUCCUCGCAAGGUCUCUACAAGCGUGGUCGGAGCAGUUCUAUGCACAGCAAUAUCUCUGGCUUUACCCAAUCGAGUGGUGAAGGGCCGAUGCUGAAACCGAAUUUCUCGAGAUGGGUAUCGGACGAAAGGGCAGGACAAUUUGAGAGCAUUGAUGGGAAAGACAGUAGUGGGAGUGCAAGCCGAAGCGGGUCCGGUGCUGGCAGUGUUGGAGAUCCCAAGAGUCCACUUGUGGAGGGAAAUGCCAAGCCUGCAGUGAAAUGGGGUAGUGGUGUGUGGGAUGACAAGUAG
Amorphotheca resinae ATCC 22711 is the source of this 2736-nucleotide messenger RNA. RefSeq lists its product as hypothetical. The record is from RefSeq and is a predicted model, not a curated record. The coding region runs from base 1 to 2736 and encodes 911 amino acids. NCBI's taxonomy places the organism in Eukaryota, Fungi, Ascomycota, Leotiomycetes, Helotiales, Amorphothecaceae. The transcript is spliced from 2 exons.